AUGGAAAAAAUCCACACUGAGAAUGAUCUUGAGCCGUUGGAUGUGGAAAAGCUCUCUGCGUCUUCUGUCCAAGCGGACCAAGAUGGACUAAAGCCACCACCAUUGUCCACGGGACGACUGGUUACCAUUAUUCUUGGGCUGGCCAUUUGCGUUUUCAUGUUUGCCCUGGAUUCUACCAUUGUCAACACUGCAGCAAUUGCAAUGACCUCGGACCUGGGUGGUCUCAACCAAAUACCAUGGGUCUCUACCUCAUAUUUGCUCACCAGCACUAUCAUUCUGCCACUCGUCGGAAAAUUUUCUGACAUUUUUGGGCGAAGGUCCUCGAUGUUGUUCAGUAUCAUAAUGUUUCUUGUUGGAUCUGUGCUUUGUGGUGCCUCCAAUACUAUGAACAUGCUUAUUAUCUCCCGUGGAGUCCAAGGUCUUGGAGGAGGAGGACUUCUGUCCCUCGUCUUCAUCAUAGUUGGAGACAUUGUGGCACUGAGAGACAGAGGACGCUACCAAGGAAUCGUUUCUGGCUGUUUGGCACUUGCUUUGCUUGCUGGUCCUGUGUUGGGAGGAGUGAUCGCCGACUCUUCUGCGUCUUGGAGAUGGAUAUUCUAUAUCAACUUGCCUCCAGGCAUCGUUGCUGCUGGCAUCGUUGCGCUUCUUGUACGAAUCCCAGUCAAGCAAGAAAACCUGGCUACCAAGCUCCGACGUAUUGACAUUCUUGGCUCAAUUACUCUCGCAAUCUUCUGCGUCCUCAUCCUUCUUGCAAUUUUGUGGGGCGGUGAAAGCACGUACCCUUGGAACUCACCUAUCAUCAUCUCGCUGUUUGUCGUUGGAUUUGUCUUUAUUGGCAUAUUUGUGUUUGUUGAGAGCAGAGUAGCAGAGCCCAUUCUGCCAAUCCGACUCUUUAACGAACGCAACUUCAAUGCCAGUUUGGUGGCGACAUUCUGCUUCGGGUUUGUCUUCUUUGGUGCUGUGUAUGAGCUACCAGUGUUCUUCCAACUCGUCAACAAGUCAUCAGCUUCCAUUUCUGGAGUCCAAGGCCUCCCCAUCUCGUUGGGCUUCAUCAUCACAGCUACACUUGGAGGAGCGAUCGCUGCAAUCAAUGGCCGUUACGUCUGGGCGGUGGUUGUGGGAACGGGUCUGAUGUGUGUUGGAAGUGGGCUCUUGUCCUUGCUGACAUACAACAAUUCGAUCUGGUUUGAAUCUAUCGCCCAGCUGAUCUUUGGACUGGGAGCUGGCCUCGUUCUUACUGGACAAGUUGCCCUCAAGCCAUUCGAACAUGCGAGUGGAACCUCUGCAAUCAACUUUAUGAGGACCAUUGGUGGAGUUUUCGGGGUUGCGGUCUUUGGUUCUCUACUCAAUCAAGUUUGGUUCUCUCAAUACGAGUCUCUGCGUCAGGCUGCAGGUUUACCGGCUCUCAGUGUAUUGUCAAGCCAGAGUGAUUUUAACAUCUAUCUCAUCAAGCAGCUUCCACCUGUAUAUGUCCAAGUCGUGACAGACGCUUUAUCACAAGCCAUUCGACCAGUGUUCUUCCUAGCGGCUGCAGUCUGUGCUGUUGGAUUCUUCGCUACUUGCUUGAUCAAACAUAUUGAUCUCAAUAGCGAAAUCACAAACAACAUCGAGUCUGGAUUUUAG
This is a messenger RNA of Synchytrium microbalum, 1623 nucleotides long. RefSeq lists its product as uncharacterized. The record is from RefSeq and is a predicted model, not a curated record. Gene Ontology annotation, molecular function: transmembrane transporter activity. Bases 1 to 1623 code for a protein of 540 amino acids. Lineage: Eukaryota; Fungi; Chytridiomycota; Chytridiomycetes; Synchytriales; Synchytriaceae. The transcript is spliced from 13 exons. Gene Ontology annotation, biological process: transmembrane transport. Gene Ontology annotation, cellular component: membrane.